AUGGAGUCAAUUCCAUUUGCUGAAUUCGUCCAUCUAGAUGGCACCACAGUGACCGACAAGAUUAUAGGUAUUGGAGGCACCAAUAUUGUUGUCCAACAAGGAAAAUACGCAGUUAAGGUUCCUCGUCUGUCAAGAAUCACAGAGAUUGGAGGAACCACCGUUUUAUUAGACCAAAGCAAACCCCCCAAAGAAGGAGACUACGACUAUCGUGCCCAGCUUAUUCGAGCACUGAAGAACGAAAAGGACAUUUACCGGAGAAUCGGCCCUCAUGUAGGGAUUACUCCCUGCUAUAAUAUCUCGUCGACGCAGCCCUCAGUUCAAAUGCCGCUCAUGGGAAAAGAUCUUCAACACUAUCUAGCGGAGAAUAGACCGAGCCGGAAAGAGCAGCUGGCAUGGAUGAGACGAUUAGCGGAUACACUCGCCUACAUCCACUCCCGUCGCGUGAUUGCGGCCGAUAUUGGUCCAUCGAACAUAGUCCUUGACAGUGCAUUGAACGUGAAAUUCAUCGACUUUUCGGAAUCAACGCUAAUGCCGCUUGACUGGAAUCUUGAGGGCACGGACUCGCUUGGAUAUUCGAUCCUUAGCGAUAUUGGACAGCUGGGUGCGGUUAUGUUUCAGAUUGUGACGGGCCAAACUGGUAGGUUUGAUACUGAAGAUGCCAGCGGCGAAGUGACUUGGCCACCACGGGAUAGCCUCCCAUCAACAGAUAAUGUCUGGCUGGGGCCCGUGAUCGAAAAAUGCUGGACUCAAGGGUUCAAAUCUGCAGGAGAUCUCGCCGGUUAUCUGAAGCAGGUGAACGAUGAUGAGUGA
Messenger RNA from Capronia epimyces CBS 606.96, 810 nucleotides. Its product is annotated as serine/threonine protein kinase. Gene Ontology annotation, molecular function: ATP binding; protein kinase activity. Gene Ontology annotation, biological process: protein phosphorylation. NCBI's taxonomy places the organism in Eukaryota, Fungi, Ascomycota, Eurotiomycetes, Chaetothyriales, Herpotrichiellaceae. The transcript has a single exon. Bases 1 to 810 code for a protein of 269 amino acids. The record is from RefSeq and is a predicted model, not a curated record.